AUGGCGGGGACAGCUACCGCGACUUACACGACAGAUGUUUGGACGUCACCCAGCGUAGAUGGGGGUCAGUGGGAGUAUGCUGUCCCGAUUCGACAGGAUAGUACUAAGCAUCGCUCAAAAUCACGGUCCUCCCACGAUUCACACGCCAGAUCCAGGGAGCGUACUUCCAAGGGCUCUCGCAGCUCCUCACUGUCGCGACACGCCUAUGCUCACGAGCACUUGACCUCCCGGGGCCGCCCACAAGCUAGCCACAGCCGACGCGGAAGUGAGGCAGGCAGCUCACGCUCAAUCUACGGACACGAUGUAGCCAGUCGCAGCGCCGGCAAUGUGAAGGACUCGACGGAUAGUCUUUAUCGAAAGGGGUCGGUGAGACAAGACGAGCGGAACGAGGGAAUGGGGCUGUAUAUGGACGAGCUGGACCAGGACAAUUGGAUCCAUCGCGACAAGCUGGCCAAAAUUGAGAGUGAGGAGCUGCAGCAAGCCGCUAUUCUACUACAACGUCGGGCGGGUGAGGGCAACAAAUCGCGCACAAAGAACUAUGACUUGUAUGGAACGCCUGCCACCUCUCCGCCGACCGAGCAACUGGAGCCAUGGCCGAGUUUGCACGGCGAUUCCCAGCUCCGAGAACAUAGCGGCUCUCCGACCUUCCCAGAAGAGGGUGAAGAGCGCGACAGAUGGGAUCCUCGUCGACCGGAAGAGAGCACGGCUAAUGGAGCGGCUGGCUUCUAUCGUAACCCCGGACUGCGCAAGAGCUCGUCGCGGAUACCCAUUCCCUCGGGUAUUCCUGUACCGAUCUCUCCCAAUCCCGAGAACGGCGGACGGGAAUUCUCCAAACAGCGCAGCCGCGCAAAUACUAACGGGGAUGACGAUGCUUUGUCCUUCGGUAUGCCCCGUCGGGCCAGUGAGCCAAUGUCGGUGGACUCUGCCCAGAACAUCACUCCGGCCGGGAGCCGGCCUGGCAGUCGUGGGAACACCCUGCAAAAUGCGGCGGGUAGAAAGACCACCAAGGGCGGUGCUACCAAUCGCAAGACGUCGGCUCCUCCGUCAACUACACGAAAGGCAACCCCGAGAAGCCGGGCACCGUCGAGCACGUUGCGGGCCACUAAAGCCGCAGAAAAUCGUCCCAUUAACCGGCCGGAAGGCGACCCUCCAUGGCUGGCGACGAUGUACAAGCCCGAUCCACGUCUUCCGCCUGACCAGCAGAUUCUUCCCACGCAUGCCCGACGCAUGCAGCAGGAGCAGUGGGAGAAGGAAGGCAAGACGCCUACCACGUAUGAUCGGGAGUUUGCUCCGCUAGCCAUUGGGCCAGACGGGCCGAAGCCCACAGAGAAGCCGGCACCGAAGGAAGUGGAGCCGGAGCCGAUCGAACAGAACGAAAAGGAGGAGAAGAAAGAAGUGCAAGAGCCACAGAAGACCCCGAAUUUGGAGACACCGUCCAAGGAGUCGGGACGGCCGAACUCAGGCACCGGCUACAGCACGAUGCCGCGGGUACAGGAACCACCACAGGCGGCACUGCAGCCGAAAUGGAGCCCGCCAGUGGUGACCGCGCAGGAACCGCCGCCGAAGGAGAAGGGCUGCGGAUGCUGCAUCGUGAUGUAG
Aspergillus niger is the source of this 1599-nucleotide messenger RNA. RefSeq lists its product as uncharacterized. The record is from RefSeq and is a predicted model, not a curated record. The transcript has 2 exons. Bases 1 to 1599 code for a protein of 532 amino acids. NCBI's taxonomy places the organism in Eukaryota, Fungi, Ascomycota, Eurotiomycetes, Eurotiales, Aspergillaceae.